UCUUGCAGUUGCGGCCCACACUCAAACUUCGUGACAUCGUCCUUUCCCAUUUACUACGACCACGAUCACCAAUUCUUUUGACAAAACAACAACACACCUUCUUCUCUUUCAACCAUCUUCUUUUUUAUCAACCACGAAUUAUCAACGUCGUGAAUCUUACUUUAAUACAUCCCUUCAUCAUUCUCGAGAUUUUAAUUAUCACGAGAAUUAACUCACCGCCAUAUUCCACACCUCUUUUAUUUGACUAAACGUCUUAAUUAUCAGCCAUGGAAGGUAAGCUUCAACCCGACACCUACAUUGGAUACACAUCCUUUGCGCAGAUAUCUGCAUAAUGAUGAGCGUCUGCUAAUAUCAUUUAUCAAUCAACAGAAGAAGUCGCAGCCCUCGUCAUUGACAAUGGGUAAGCUCUUAGAAUCCUAAAAUCCAACAAAGUGGUCGUGAGCCUUGAAAGAUCGAGGGGUAGCUAUUGGAAGGAAUUAACAACCGACCGAUAUCAACCUAUAUCUCUACAAUGGCGAAGAUUGCAGGUUUGAGAAGAAUGAGGCUGAUGGAUUUUGUAGUUCUGGAAUGUGUAAGGCCGGUUUCGCCGGUGAUGACGCUCCAAGAGCUGUUUUCCGUAAGUAGACUAUCCUUGCAGGCAACUGCUACAUCCUUGAUUUCCAUCAAGAUCGUUCAUCGACAAUAAUCGUAAUCAGCUGGAAAUAUCUCUAACAUACCAUACAGCUUCCAUUGUCGGUCGUCCCCGUCAUCAUGGGUAAGAAAUCCAUCCAUACCACACCCCGCCAUUUCCCCCACAACUCGUGUCACUCGAACAAAAACUGAUAAAGGAUGUUGUAGUAUUAUGAUCGGUAUGGGUCAAAAGGACUCAUAUGUUGGAGAUGAAGCGCAAUCCAAGCGUGGUAUUCUUACACUCAGAUACCCAAUCGAGCACGGUGUCGUCACCAACUGGGAUGAUAUGGAGAAGAUCUGGCAUCACACUUUCUACAACGAACUUCGUGUAGCACCAGAGGAGCACCCAGUUUUACUUACUGAGGCCCCAAUCAACCCAAAGUCCAACAGAGAAAAGAUGACACAAAUUGUUUUUGAGACCUUCAACGCCCCAGCGUUCUACGUUUCUAUCCAAGCCGUCCUCUCCCUUUACGCUUCCGGUCGUACCACCGGUAUCGUUCUCGAUUCCGGUGAUGGAGUUACUCACGUCGUCCCAAUUUACGAAGGUUUCUCACUUCCUCACGCCAUUGCUCGUGUUGACAUGGCUGGUCGUGAUUUGACUGAUUACCUCAUGAAGAUCUUGGCUGAGCGUGGUUACACUUUCUCCACCACUGCCGAACGUGAAAUUGUCCGUGAUAUUAAGGAGAAGCUCUGUUACGUCGCUCUUGACUUUGAGCAAGAAAUUCAAACCGCCAGUCAAUCUUCCAGUUUGGAGAAGUCAUACGAACUUCCUGAUGGACAAGUUAUUACCAUUGGUAACGAACGUUUCCGUGCUCCAGAAGCUUUGUUCCAACCAUCUGUCUUGGGUCUUGAGAGCGGUGGUAUCCACGUCACUACCUUCAACUCCAUUAUGAAGUGUGAUGUUGAUGUUCGUAAGGAUUUGUAUGGUAACAUUGUUAUGGUAAGAUUUUCCCAUCUGCGAAGGUUUUAGGAUAAUAUGCUAACUAUUUAUGACAGUCUGGUGGAACCACCAUGUACCCAGGUAUCUCCGAUCGUAUGCAAAAGGAAAUUACUGCUCUUGCACCAUCAUCGAUGAAGGUCAAGAUCAUUGCCCCACCCGAGAGAAAAUACUCCGUCUGGAUUGGUGGUUCUAUUUUGGCAUCUUUGUCCACUUUCCAACAGAUGUGGAUCUCAAAGCAAGAGUACGACGAGUCCGGACCCUCCAUUGUCCACCGCAAGUGUUUCUAAGGUAUGUAAUUCUACGUGAUUCCUGUUGUGAGGAAUGUAGCUAAUUUAUCGCUAUAAUAGCGUAUCGCAGUCGAUUUGUGUUUACAUCACGAACCUGGCGAAUAUGAUAAAAAAGAAGAUUCGAACAAAACAUCAACCCCCAGUGUUUUGUUUCACUGCGAAGUGUUAUCCCGAAAAGUUCUGGUAGCGGUUGAGCGACUGGGUGAUCUCUUCCGAAGUAGUGGAUGGGCUUUGAUCUAGCUGAUUGUUUGCUCGGAAGGGGGGACUCAAAAUGUCGUAUCAAUCAUACAAAGCUUUUUUUCUUACUUUUUAGUGGUGCCAACUUCUUACAUGUGUUUUUGAGCUGCACCUUUUUUGUUCUUCAUUCAUAGCGCGAGAAAUUUUCUUCUCUAGAGAAUCAAAUUAAAAAGUAGUACACUGAUUUAUAAUUGAGUUUAUUAUA
Messenger RNA from Sclerotinia trifoliorum, 2338 nucleotides. Lineage: Eukaryota; Fungi; Ascomycota; Leotiomycetes; Helotiales; Sclerotiniaceae. The record is from the annotation of a GenBank genome assembly.